CCCGCUAUGGCGGCACUCAUGCGCCGUGGAUGACGUCAGUUCCUUUCAAGAUGGCCGGGCAGAGGAGGAGUUUGAUGCAAUCUGAGCAGCAGCAAAGCUGGACAGAUGACCUCCCUGUAUGUCGGUUAUGUGGUGUGGGCACGGCCACCAACUGCACGUAUGGGCCAGAUGGAAAGGGAGUAGAGGAGCAUGCCAAUGAAGACGGGUAUCUUCGCUUCCGGGGUGACAAUGGCUGCUUUCUGUAUGGUGUUUUCAAUGGACAUGAAGGGAACCGUGUAGCCAACUUUGUCUCGCAGCGUUUGGCAGCAGAAUUGCUGCUUGGCCAGCUGAGCUCCAGCCAUACAGAUGCUGACGUCCGCAAAGUCCUGCUCCAGGCAUUUGAUGUUGUAGAAAGGAGCUUUUUCGAGUCAAUUGAUGAUGCUCUGGCUGAAAGGGCUAAUUUGCUGUCUCAGCUUCCCGAGGGUGUACCUCUUCACCAGCUCCCACCACAGUAUCAAAAGACCGCAGAGGGGAUCAGCAUUCUUGAGCGUGAGAUUUCAGGAGGUGCCACAGCAAUGGUGGCUCUCAUACUGAACAACAAGCUCUACAUUGCCAAUGUGGGAACAAACAGAGCCCUGCUCUGCAAGUCAUCAAGUGAUGGGCAAAACCAGGUGAUCCAGAUUGGGAUGGGACACACAACAGAAAACGAGGAUGAGCUCUUCCGUUUGGCCCAGCUUGGAUUGGACUCUGUUCAGAUUAAGCAAGCUGGCUUGAUUGGUGGCCAGAAUAGUACCAGGAGAAUAGGUGAUUAUCGAGUGAAAUACAGCUACAGCGACAUAGACCUACUGAGACCUGCAAAGUCCAAGCCAAUUAUAGCAGAGCCAGAGAUCCAUGGGGGCCAGUCAUUGCAAGGUGUGACAGGGUUCCUGCUACUUAUGUCUGAUGGAUUAUACAGAGCUUUAGAAGCUGCUCAUGGGCCAGAACAGGCAAACCAGGAGAUUGUGUCAAUUGUGGCAGCUGAAUGUGCCCAGCAGAACUCGCUGGAUGCCGUAGCACAGGCAGUGGUAGACAGGGUGCGCAAAGUACAUCAUGAAACGUACCUCAGUGGAAGAGAACGCGCCAAGUUCUGUACCCGCCAUGAGGACAUGACGCUGCUAGUAAGGACCUUUAACUACCAGCUGGGGGGUGAGGCUAGCGAUCCUGCCCUCACACCAACACAAGGUGGUAGAAUCUACCCAGUGUCUGUCCCAUACUCUAAUAACCAGAGUACCAGCAAGACCAGUGUCACCUUGUCUCUUGUUAUGCCUUCUCAAGGGACCAUGAUGAAUGGAAGCCAUACCAACUCCACCUUGGAUGAGAUCACUCCCACCCUCACCAACCAAAGCCCCACCGCCACCUUGCAGUCCAACAACACCCAGACGCAAAGUAGCAGCUCCAGCUCAGGGGAUGGCAGUCUGUUCAGACACCGUGGAAGCCAAGCUUUGCAGCCUGACGAAAACGGACGGGUUGAGCCCUACGUUGACUUCUCCGAGUUUUACCGCCUCUGGAGCAAUGAACACCAAGAUGCCUCUGCCAUUGUUUUGGGACCACAGUGACCUUAGUAGGAAUGACGAUGGAUUCUGCAGGUUCGAUCUUAAUAAGUGUGGUUCCAUGUAAAGUUUCAGUCAAUCACAAACCUCAGAUGUCCAAGCUGUUCUCUUGUGCAUGUCCUCAUGCAAGAGCCAUACCUUUUGUAAUUCUUGCAUUGUGAGGGCCAUGGCUCCAACUUACACAGACGAAUAAGGUGCACAGGUAGAAGAUCUUCACUUGCACCUUGUGAUUCAGUGUGAUCAAGGGUAAGACUGUGAUAUCCUAAAACACUGUGUCAUGACUUCAGCCAUAUGCAUGAGUGCCUUUCAGUUACCGUAACCGAAAUCGAUACCCCAGGCCCAAGGUGUGUCCUUUCCUGUAUCCUGUUUGUAAUGCUUGCAGACUCCUUUUAAACCAUAGAAUCAGAAGGCCUAUGUCUCAUAACCAGAACCAAACCAAGAUGAAUGCCAGCAUGUCGACUUGGCAGCGUUUUUGUAUUACUUGGGCCUACACUCCAAGUCUGCAACUUUUCUGUCAUCCCAGAGUUAACACAAUUUUAAGAAAGUGUGUUUAUGAAGCAGGGGUUAUCCUGACCACGUCUAAAAGAGAACUUUUUUAGAGGGAUGAGAGCUGGGACCCUGAGGCAGGAUUUGCCUUUUUAAAGGUGUAUGGUUAGGGUAACCAAAACAACACCCACCAAAAAAGAAUUAAGUUAGAAUGUCCCUGUGGGUCUAUUAACUGGAAAGUGGUAGGUAUUUAUGAGCUCUAGUCUAAUCAUUUCUGUGAUGUGCUUCUGGGUAGAGGUAAGCAUUCACCAUUGUCCAUACUACAGAGAUAGUGUCAUCUGGGUGAGCUCCCGUCCAGACAACUGGCCCGUUUUAUAACUAAACUUAAGUAAACCGUGUGGAAUCCCAUGAUCCCUGUUGCACUGUGGUACCCACUAGAUGAACGGUACAAUCAUGCCUCUGGAUUCAUUCCAUCUAUUUGUUUUAAGUCUCUAUUAUGGCUUUGUUUUGCACUGCAAUUGCAAAUAUAAGCUUUUAAAAAAAAAUUUUUUUUUGAUGUACCAAAGCGUUUCAAAAAAGUGAAUUCUGUGCAAUUUUCACAUCUAACUUCCCAGAAGCCCUUUCUAGUAGCGCUGUCCAAUCUGGGAGAGAAGCCAAAAUCCCAUUUAGAGCACGGCAUAAAUUAACAAAAGUGCCGCCUGGCUACAGUGCAGAGAAAACCAUUACACUCCACGUCUUUAGUAGCAGGGUGUUGUACCGUGUUAGCCAUUGUGAAUGUAGUGAGAAGUCAACCAAAUGAUACCUUUUAUUGGCUAACUGAACAGAUUACAAUAUGCAAGUGUUUCGAGUCACCUCAGGCCCCUUCUUCAGGCAAGCUGGAAUCAAAAUGUAUAACUAUUAACCCUAAAAAAAAAAAAAUUUUAAAUUCUAUGGCCAAGGCAACAGAUGUUAAACCAUUAGGUUGCUGGUUCAAAAUCCGACACUGAUGCUGAUUCAGUCACUUAAACUCCUGUACUUCGAUUGUAGUACUAGGGUGUUGUGCCGUGUUAGCCAUUAUGAAUGUAGUGAGAAGUCAACCAAAUGACACUUUUUGAAUGAAUAGACCUCUUCGGGAUAAGAUUCAUUUAACAAGAAAACAAGGUUCCACAUUAAAUGUGGCAACACAGAUGUUUCUGUAGCGGCCCACUUCAACAGCCAUGAACACUGUGAGAGGGACUUUAAAGUCGCGGUGCUUAUGGGCAACUUCAGAACACAGCAAGAGACAAAAACAUGAAGUCAAACUCAUGCUAAAAUUUAAUGCAUUACAACAGGGGUGGGCAAAGUCAGUCCUGGAGGGCCGCUGUGGCUGCAGGUUUUUGUUCCUAAUUAGAAAACCAUCCUUGCCAAUUUAAUUUCAUGACUUGUUAGUGCUUUAACUCUGCCAUGUCAGGUCAUUCACAUAUCCUAGAGUUUUUGUUUUUUUCCUUUUCUAGGGAUAUCACUCUCAAAUUAUUUUGAAGUCUAAAACAAAUGAGUAAUUCUCAUCCUUUGCUUUUAUUUUCUUUCGUUCCAGGGUGGCGCAGUGGUAGCGCUGCUGCCUCGCAGUAAGGAGACUUGGGUUCACUUCCCGGGUCCUCCCUGCGUUAGUUUGCAUGUUCUCCCCGUGUCUGUGUGGGUUUCCUCCUGUGCGAUGGGCUGGCGCCCUGCCCGGGGAUUUGUUCCUGCCUUGCGCCCUGUGCUGACUGGGAUUGGCUCCAGCAGGCCCCCGUGACCCUGUGUUAGGAUAUAGCGGGUUGGAUAAUGACUGACUGGGUUUAAUUAAAUACUUGGAAAGAGUCAAUUGUGCAUGAUAAAUACAUACAGGUGUAAAUGGAAACAAGCUAAAUGGAGAAAAUCUGGUCUGUUUUGUCAUUUCUAUCAUAUUGCUAAUGAGCAGCAAUUAAAAACUGAGAAUACUGCUGUUUAAGACUAAAAUAAGCAAUAAGGGUUCAAAAUCUUGAGUGAGACAAUUUAAAAUGAAGCAGAAGUGUUACUUGAGCAAUAAGAGCUUCUUAUUCCAGACAGUACAGUGGUAGUGCUGCUGCUUUGCAGUAAGGAGACGGUGGAAGAUUGUGGGUUCACUUCCCGGUUCCUCCCUGUGUGGAUAGCACUUUGAGUACUGAGAAAAGCGCUAUAUAAAUGUAAUGAAUUAUUAUUAUUAAGUAAUUGGGUUGGAACAAAAGCCUGCGGCCCUCCAGGAAUGACUUUGCCCACCCCGGCAUUACAACAUGGUUUGAAUAGAGACGAGUUUUAGAUAGAUACUUUAUUAAUCCCAAGGGGAAAUUCACAACAAUUAUUCACUGGCUUUAUGGCCAUGUAUGAGGAUUGUUUGCAUCUCUCGGACUGACCCAGACAACCGGACUACAGACCCACAUUGUAUUGAAAAACUGAUCAGAAACUUAGACUUUGUUGGACAGUUAUCUUAUCCAAAGAUCUUGACCAUACUUGGUUCUCCUCUCUUGCUAAAUGAAUCUUAGCCUGAAGAGGUCUAUUCAUUUUUUACAUUUAAGAUGUCUCACUUAAAGAUUCACCAAUGUUGUUACUUGUCCUAGUGUGUGUAUAUAAACACAGGGAACUCCAGUUUCUGUAUUCCAUCUUGCCUGAAGAAGGGGCCGGAGUUGCCUCAUCUUUUUAGUUGGCCAGUUAAAGGGGUGAUUUUGCUUGACUUCUCACCACAUAUCUUUUGAAAGCUUGAAACUAACAUAUGGAACGUCUUGUUGCAUCUGUGCUUCUGGGCCAAGUCUGUGGAGAACUGAAAUGAGAUGAGCCGUUUCGAUGAGGACCGCAUGGUGGGGUGACAUUUUGUGAAAUCUGAUGGGCACGCCGGCCAUUCAGUGGAUGAGCAGGAGAGGAUGUGGAAUCUCAAUUGAGAUGAGGAUGACUGGCAUAUCCUUACGACUGAGGCGUAAUUUUUUAAAAAGGGAACAAUCCUCUUUUUCUAUAUAUUAAUUGCGACAAGUGCUCUUAAGUGGAAGCUUUGAGAAAAAUCAAUGUGAAGCAACAGCGUUUUUUCUAUAAAUCGCCUGAAAAGAGCAAGUCUGUGAUGCCACUGGUCUAAAGUAGUAAUGAGCUGGAGGAAACAAGGCCCAGCCUCGGUCCAUCCAUUCUUUACACUUUAGGUAAAGAUGUGAAGUGUCAAUUCAGAGACCUUAAGACGGUCCAAAGUUAAAAUGUGAGACUGUCUUUGAGAUGUUCAUGUAUGAGACUAAUGAGCAUUGAGAUAGUAUCUUCAAACCCAAUGGACACUGAGAUCUAUGUUGGGACACUGUAAUGGUGAUUAAUCAGUACAAAAUUGAGAUUCUAAAGGAGGGAGGGUUUUGAUGUGAUACUUCUCCAAAUAUUGGGGUCCGAGAUGCGAGAAUCCAGAUUUGGCUGGGCCUAUUGAGACAUGAGACCUUUGGCUGAGACUUCUGUCAGGUCUGAAAUGUGAGAAUCCAGUGAGUGGAUGGGAUUGACGUGCAGGAAUCACCCGGGUGUUUGGAUUUCAAUGAUGAAUGUAUAUUGGACAUUUGAGAAACUGGUUUCGGACAAUGGAGUGUAGUUUUAUCGCCAACCCCAAUAAGCUAAUAAUAAGUCCGUUUUGGGAUUUAAUACAUGUUGCAGUGCUCUGGGCCAGCGUCAAUGAAGAGUGCUAUAAAACAAGUAAACUAAAUUAAAUUAA
Erpetoichthys calabaricus (reedfish) is the source of this 5733-nucleotide messenger RNA. RefSeq names its product TGF-beta activated kinase 1/MAP3K7 binding protein 1 (gene tab1). Gene Ontology annotation, molecular function: protein serine/threonine phosphatase activity. Bases 30 to 1574 code for a protein of 514 amino acids. Lineage: Eukaryota; Metazoa; Chordata; Cladistia; Polypteriformes; Polypteridae. Gene Ontology annotation, cellular component: cytosol. The transcript has 11 exons. Gene Ontology annotation, biological process: protein dephosphorylation. The record is from RefSeq and is a predicted model, not a curated record.